CUUACUCUUACAUUUCUUUUCUUCACUGCACAUUCUGAUAAAACUCCAAGUCUCCACCCCUUCCCUUUAUCUUCCCAUCCCUCUGUACAUCAGUUCUUCAGUACUCAGCUUUUAAAUACUUUUUCGUUUUUUUCUCCCUUCUCUUUAUAAGAGACCAGUGAUAAACCAUGGAUAUUGACCUGUUAAAGUCUGCACCAGAAGAUCAGAUGGAGAUGAUGAUGAUGCAGAUGGACAAGCUUCCCGAAUUCUGCGGGAGCUAUAAUGAAAUGGCCGAAUUGCCGUCGAUGGGGUUUUCUGGAGGUGGCAGUGCUACCAUGCCUCAAAUCUUUGAUAACCCACAUGUUGCUUCACCCACAUUCAUAAACUCACCCUCCACCAUAUCAUUCAACGGAAUCACGCCUCCCCAAGAACCAACUGCACCGGCCUUUUUAACCAAUUCAGCUGUAGCGAGAUGGAGGGGCACCGGAGAAUUAUCUGGUGUGUGCAAUUUGUCUACACCAGCUCAGAAGCGGAAUUCCAUGGCGGCCAUGAGGGAGAUGAUAUUCCGGAUUGCAGCCAUGCAGCCCGUUCACAUAGACCCAGAAUCGGUGAAGCCGCCAAAGCGGAGGAACGUGAAGAUAUCAAAGGACCCUCAAAGCGUUGCUGCACGUCAUCGGAGAGAAAGGAUAAGCGAGAAAAUAAGGAUACUUCAAAGACUAGUCCCUGGAGGAACCAAAAUGGACACAGCUUCCAUGCUGGACGAAGCAAUUCACUAUGUGAAGUUUUUGAAGACCCAGGUGCAAUCCCUGGAGCGAGCCGCUGCUAAUAGGCCGGCCGGCAUUGGAUUCCCGGUAACCAUGUCUAAUGGGAGUUAUCUUCCCAUCACAAAACAAUACCAACCUUCCCAAAACCUUCACCAUUAUCCAGAUGCUUAACUAAGGGAGAGAAUCAUGAGCUAGCUUUCUAAGUAUAAUUGCAAUUUGACUAGUGAUGCUAGCUUGCAAGGUUGUAAAGAUAGAUCAUGCAUGGCUCUUAUUCUCUUCAUGAUUAGGCUUGUGAUCCAUCUUAUCUUACUAUUAAAUAAUUACAAAUCCGUGAAUAGAAAUAUAGCCCAACUGUUGAAACUUGUUGGGUAAGAGA
Messenger RNA from Vitis riparia (riverbank grape), 1119 nucleotides. Its product is annotated as transcription factor HEC1-like. NCBI's taxonomy places the organism in Eukaryota, Viridiplantae, Streptophyta, Magnoliopsida, Vitales, Vitaceae. The transcript has a single exon. Gene Ontology annotation, molecular function: DNA-binding transcription factor activity; protein dimerization activity. The record is from RefSeq and is a predicted model, not a curated record. Bases 168 to 914 code for a protein of 248 amino acids. Gene Ontology annotation, biological process: regulation of DNA-templated transcription.